AUGACUUGGCGGGCCUUGGGCUUGGUUUUUUCCUUGAGUGCAGUCGCUGUUGCGCUUUGCGAUUUGCAGAUCACGGGACAUGUGCUUCAUGCCGUGCUGAACGUCGACGAAUCUUUGGACGAGAACGGGUUGCCCGUCCCGAAGGAGCCGCAAGGCCAGGUCAAAAUGCUGGUGCAAACGAACAUGGAGUUGAGCCGCAAACUGAACCUAAUGCGUCGAGAUUAUUUGAGAGAGCUGACUUGCCACAGAGACAAGCAGCGCAGCAUCAGCGAUGAAGCGCAGGAGGUUCUCCAAGACCUCCAGGAGCAUCCUGUGAUGUUCUUCGAGCCAUUGAAGUUUGUUCUCGAUGAUGUGACAAAAGAGUUCAUCAAGCUUGUGGUGGAAGAGCGGGUCCGUUUCCUCAGCAGCUGCAAACUUUCUCUCACGAAGGCCUUGCCCCCGAAGUCCGCAGAGGGCUUGGCAUUCGGCAUUCUCCCAAUCCUUGGCGCCUUGGGCACCGCAUGCGAUGGGCAGCCGCUUUUCCUCUGCUUGUCGGUGCUCGGCUUGAUGGCCGGCAAUAUCCUCACUAUCCUGGACGCCAUGUGCUGUAGCACGAGAUUGAUGUGCAACUCAGGGCCCUGGGACUUUGCUUUCCUCGGUGAUGUGCCGUUCGCAUCUGCGGCCUGGGUUCGGGAAGAGGAUUUGCAGCGACAAGUCUGGGUUCCCGUUGCGCUGGGGCGACGGGGAGUUGCUGCCUAUCGCAUCUAUCUCCCAAGCUCUGUGAGCUUGUUGUACUUCCAAGCUUGCGCUUUGCAGUGCGCAGUCUUUAUCAAUCGCAGCCUGGUUUCACAGCAUGUGGGUGGCUACAGUCCAUUCUGGGUGAGCCUCGCCGAGUUCCGGGCACACAGCGCCGGAAGCUUCGGCUUGGAGCUCUUGGUGCUGGCAGACAGCCGCUUUACUGGAGAGGCACCAGUGCAUCAAGAAACCUACGACUGGCUCCAACCUGGAGGCCUUCUGCGACCCGUCGAGGCCCACAUCCUCCCGCAGCCGACGAAGCACGUUGCACAUGUGUCUGUGAUUCCGUCCAAAGACAGCGGCAGACGUGACAACGUGCAGGUGACAUUGAAGUUGUCCGAAGGAUGCGGCCCUGGCAUGACCGCCAAGAUUCGGUUUGACGACCACCUCACGGCCAGAGAACGCCAGGUUGGCCAAACGACGCAGUGGACGGAGCAGGUCCCACAACCACGGCUGUGGACCCCGUCGCAACCGCAACUCCACUUGCUUACGCUCACCCUGUUUUCAGAGGGUGUGCAGGUGGAUGCCGUGGAAGUUCGCUUCGGGCUCCGAACCGUCGAGUCGAAGGAGGGUCAAAUCCGCAUCAAUGGCGAGCCUCUCCUGCUGCUGGGCGUGAACCGGCACGAGAGCAAUCCAUUUGGCGGCAUCUUUAUGACUCUCGAUGGUCUUCGGCGAGAUAUUGAGCUGCUGAAAGAGCUUGGUGCCAACUUCGUCCGAGGCUCUCAUUACAGCCAGGACCAACGCUUUCUGGAUCUAUGUGACGAGAAUGGUCUACUGGUCUGGGAAGAGGCUGUGGCGUGGCAGCCCUCCCUGGAAGACCUGCAGGAUCCGAUUUUCAUGAGCCAGCAACUCCAGGCUCUGGAUGAGACUAUCCAUGCUUCCAUGAACCACCCAAGUGUCAUCAUCUGGGGAUUCCUCAAUGAAGGCGAGUCGAACAUGUGGGCAGCCAGGGAAGCGUAUCAACAGCUGGCAAAGUUCACCAAAUUGAAAGAUCCUUCUCGCUUGGUCUCGUGGGCAUCGAGGCACAAGAUCCGCGACGAGACCCUGGAUUUGGCCGAUGUCAUUGCGUUCAAUGACUACCCAGGCUGGUAUGAUGCUCUUGUGCCGGAUAUUCCGGCUGUCUGGCAGAGCUAUGCUGAUUGGGCGCGGGUCCAUCACCCUGGCAAAACUCUGCUCAUUGCAGAAGCGGGUGCCAGUGGCCUGGCCAACUUUAUGCGGCCAGCGAAUUCAUCUGGUGCUGGUCUGGAGAUGUGGUCAGAAGACCUGCAAGCGGCCAUUGUAGGCGCGACAAUAGCAUCGGCAGUGGCUGCCGGUUACGCGGGAGUCGCUUUGUGGCAGUUUGCCGACUCGCGUGUGGACGUCGCCCUCCUCGAAGAGGACAACCAGCGACGGCAGGAGCUCCCGCCGCCGAUCUUGGAAGUCGGGGCCGCCUGGGUGGAGCAAGUCGCGGUUGGAUAUCAGCUAACGAACUCUCCUUUCGGCCAUCAUAUGGCCUUGCGGCCGCGAGGUCUGAACAAUAAAGGUUUGCUGUCUCUGUCGAGGCAGCAUCGCAAGCUCGCCUUCGAAGUUGCUAAAGAAGGCUUUCGUGGCUUCUGCUUCCCGAUCGUUCCGGGCAGACCACUGGAGCCCUCGACACCAACAGCCGCGGUAGAGUUCGAGUCGUUGGAGCCACGGGGUGCCAUGCAAUCACCUGCAGGUUGCACCGGCUGCAUGCUUGCAGCGCACACAUGGAAUCCGGCAGACAGGCCUCAAGGAGAGCCAGGUCUGCGAGUACACGGCCACCGCCUUGCUUCCCGUGCAGCCCGCUUCGUUUUGAAAGCGGGGCUGCUGAGCCUGGCAGGGCACUCGGACGGCCGGCUUGCGGCAGUCGGCGGCUUCGUGACAGUCGCAGGCACUCGUGAUGUUACCUCCAGCUACGUUGCCGUCAGAGAAGCUCCGACAUCGCUUUGGCGGUUUGAGAUGCAAGACGACCCGAAUGUUUUUCUUCUGAGAGUGAUCGCUGGCAAACGUUGUGGCGGAGUUUUGUCAGUUCAUGCAGUGCGUGUUCCAGAAGACCACCGAGAUGGAAAUUCCGUAUAUGCAGUGGUCCAUAUGGAUGCUUCAUUGGCCACCCUCUUCAAAAUGCGUGUGAUCGUUUGA
Symbiodinium sp. CCMP2592 is the source of this 2913-nucleotide messenger RNA. The record is from the annotation of a GenBank genome assembly. Lineage: Eukaryota; Dinophyceae; Suessiales; Symbiodiniaceae.